Molecule: messenger RNA, 1977 nt
Organism: Histoplasma mississippiense
Lineage: Eukaryota; Fungi; Ascomycota; Eurotiomycetes; Onygenales; Ajellomycetaceae
Exons: 3
Coding region: 1-1977 (658 amino acids)
Biological process (GO): cell differentiation; anatomical structure morphogenesis; negative regulation of transcription by RNA polymerase II
Molecular function (GO): RNA polymerase II cis-regulatory region sequence-specific DNA binding; DNA-binding transcription factor activity, RNA polymerase II-specific
Source: RefSeq, a predicted model, not a curated record
AUGACAGACAAGUUCUCCAAGAUUGCGGCUGAAGAAAAUAGUCACCAAUCUGUCGGUUUAGAUGGCAGAGUCCUGGCAGCUUCUCUAUCAAGAACCACAAUCCCAAGCCCCGAAAACCCCAUAUUAGCUGAUAUCCAGCCUCUCAUCUCACCAAUUGCCAGAAAGAGAACUUGUUCAUUGAUCACAUCCGAAGCUGAAAGACAGGAGCGAUCCGCAUCCUCAAGCUCUUCAAAGUCCACAUCGUCGAAAGAAUCUAGCCUGCAAUUUUGUCUCUGUCAGCCCGAUCCCAAAAUCCCUCGCCCAAGAAAUGCUUUCAUUCUUUUCCGCCAGCAUUUCCAAGCAUCAGUCGUUGCCCAAAAUCCUGGCCUUGCAAAUCCCGAAAUAUCAAAGAUCAUAGGUGAAAAGUGGAGGACUCUUCCAUUAGAAUCGAAACAAGAUUGGAAGAAUCUGGCGGAGGAGGAAAAAGCUCGACACCAGCAGCAGUACCCUGAUUAUCGAUACCAGCCUCGCCGUUACGGCAGAACCGGUGGCAACAGCGCAGCGACUACCUCAGGCAUCAGCAACAAUCCGACAGGUGCUUCUGUAUGCAACAGAUGUGGUGGGCGGGUCAUGAAUCCUCCUUCUACGCCAAGUACACCAUUCACCUCUUCUGGCUCAAGUCCGGUAACUUCCACCUCGUCCUCCUGUCAGUCAAUUCAGCCUGUGCAACGAGAUUUUCAGGUGAGACGGUCUGAGGAUAGUAAUAGGCUGCCAAGUCCUAUCCAAGUAACAGGGAGUAUGGAUCGUCGAGUAGCAGUCCGUAACCAACUUCGUGAAGAGGCUACGCCUUUGGCACCUGAUGUCAAGCGACGGCGUUUCAACGGGAGCGGUAUAUAUGUUCCUAGCCGUGAUUUGAGUCCCGAAUACCCAUACUCACCCCGAAGGACAUCCCUUCCGCGGCCGGAUAGCCUUUACCUUAGAACUCCUUAUUCAUCAGGGGCUACUCCGCCUGGCCGUCCUUACCGGCAUGGAGCAACCCAGCAUAUACCUCUUGAUUCCAGUUUGACCCUUCCACCACUUCAGACAAUGUCUCUCUCACAACAAAACCAAUUUAACGUUGAGGCAAAAGUGAUGAGCAUAUCGCAUCUCAGCAAGAUCAAGGUUCUCGCGCGAAUUUCUCCUCCAGUAAUGGCAUGCCCCUCCAAGGGACACUCUAUCAGACGAGGAGCUUUGGUGGCAGUUGAAGGACAAAGGCGAGAGUCUGUCAAGUACAUGAUCCAACACCUGCAAGCCGCUUUAUCAAAGGAUGGCAAGAACAUUGUCCGAGUAUUUGAAGGCUCAGAAGCAAAACUGCAGCCAUGCGACAGUGAAACGACAGAAGAUUCCUGUGAUCCAACCGUCCAAUAUCUUAAAACAAUAUCUGCCUGGCACACGAUAUCCAAUGAAAUCGUGUCUUUUAUCAAAGGGGGGCCAGAGUCACCCACACAGUCAGCUGCACCGGAGGGGUGUGCCACCAGCGUAUCCCCUCGGUCUAUCAUCCCCAAAACAGCCCAACUUCGCAUCAGCUCUCCAGAUGUCCUUUCCCCCCUGACUGCACCUACGCUGGCGCCUACACCCACAUCCGCGUCCGCGCCGGCAACUGCAUCGAUGCCCGCAGAAUCCGAAUCACCGUUCCGAUUUGCUCUUGUACCACGUUACCAGCUAACGACAGCCGAUACCCACGCAUGUGCCAUCCCCAUCAACGACGCUUACACGCCCACCGACCACUGGCAAUGGAUGGCCUCGCUCUGGCGCGGGUGCGCUGGCCCUGAUGUCACAGUAUUGAUACGAGACUGCGAAAAAGAAGAGCUGGACAAAUUUGGCGGAAAUCCGGUCGAAAUACGGCUAGAGGAGGCUCGAACUCUAGUUGUGCGGCAGGUAGGUAAUUCGGCACAGGGGAUUGAAGAGAAGGCGUUGAGAAGGGUGGGGUUUGAGGUUGAGGAAUUCUUGAGGAAAUAG